UCCGUUUAGUCAUCAGCUACCUAAAUCCCAAAAUACCCAGCUGCGUAUAGACGUAUCGAAAGUUCGACAUGGCCAACUAUCAGCCGGACGGAGGCAACAUCGUUGUGCGGUCGUUGACGGACGAUACAACCGAGUUCCAGUUGUCGGGAGUCGAGAUGGCCUAUGCGAACAGUCUGCGGAGAGCGAUGAUGGCGGAUGUGCCGACAGUUUGCAUCGAUCAGGUCUCAUUUCGACAAAAUACGAGUCCUCUUCCGGACGAGUUUAUCGCUCAUCGAUUAGGUAUGAUCCCAUUGAUCAGUACGGGGAUCAAGACGAACAUGAGGGAGACCAGGGACUGUUCCUGCGAUGAAGGAUGUGCUUACUGCAUGGUGGAGCUGCAUCUUCGGGUGAAAUGCACACGGGACGAGCAUCUGCCCGUGACCACAGCUCAGUUGGAUGUGGUCCCAGUGACCAUAGCCGAUCCGAAUGAUGACGAAGGUGGUCCGGAGAUGCUGAAAAUGCGACCGAGAGAUUUCGGACAGCCGGUAGGAAAAGUCGCUCUUCCCGAGAGCGGAACGAACGCCCUUCCGAUCGUGAUCACCAAACUUGGAAAGGGCCAAGAGAUUGAUAUCAUUUGCAAGGCGUAUAAGGGUCUGUCGAAACACCACGGAAAAUGGUCACCGCUUUCAGCAGUAGGUUACGAGUACGAUCCUCAUAACAAGCUGCGCCAUACCAGUUACUGGUUCGAAGUCGACCAAAAGGCAGAAUGGCCACCGAUGAAGAGUGCUGCGUACGAGGCAGAGCCAGAACCUGAUGAGCCGUUCGACUACAAUGCCAAACCUGGCACAUUCUACAUUGAAGCGGAGGGGACUGGCAGCAUGCCCGUCAAAGAGGUCGUCCGAUUGGGCUUCGAAGCACUAGAGGACAAGCUUGGACCCAUGAUCACUGAGCUGUACAAGGCGGUGGCCAAGGAGGAAGGACGAGAGAUUGAAGACGAGGACGUGGGGAUGAACGGGGCUGGCAUGAACGGGGACGCCGCGCCGUUGGUACAGUCAUACGGAGCUGGUAUGAACGGAUCGUAUGGGUAUGGCGGUGGGAACGCAGACCCCUACGGAAAUGGAGCGGGAGGAUCUUAUAUGAACGGCGGUGGGAUGCCUUAUCGAUAGAUUCAAGAUUGCGGUCUCAAAUCCCGGAUAAUUCGGGUCAAGUUGUAUCGAGUAUCGUCUAUGUGAGACGAAAUGUCAUUCGGGUGACCAUCACAUACAUGCCUAGCGAGU
Filobasidium floriforme is the source of this 1256-nucleotide messenger RNA. Its product is annotated as insert subdomain of RNA polymerase alpha subunit. Lineage: Eukaryota; Fungi; Basidiomycota; Tremellomycetes; Filobasidiales; Filobasidiaceae. Gene Ontology annotation, molecular function: protein dimerization activity; DNA-directed RNA polymerase activity. Gene Ontology annotation, cellular component: RNA polymerase II, core complex. Bases 69 to 1145 code for a protein of 358 amino acids. The record is from RefSeq and is a predicted model, not a curated record. The transcript is spliced from 9 exons. Gene Ontology annotation, biological process: DNA-templated transcription.